Micropterus salmoides (largemouth bass) is the source of this 679-nucleotide messenger RNA. RefSeq names its product mediator complex subunit 9 (gene med9). The transcript is spliced from 2 exons. Gene Ontology annotation, cellular component: mediator complex. Gene Ontology annotation, molecular function: transcription coregulator activity. The coding region runs from base 3 to 350 and encodes 115 amino acids. The record is from RefSeq and is a predicted model, not a curated record. Gene Ontology annotation, biological process: regulation of transcription by RNA polymerase II. Lineage: Eukaryota; Metazoa; Chordata; Actinopteri; Centrarchiformes; Centrarchidae.
ACAUGACGCUAGACGUACAGUAUCUGCGCCGCGAAGCAGGAAGCGUGAUGGCGGUACAGGCUCAACCAAAACAAGAGAAAGAGAGCGACGAUUGCUCUUUGCUGCCUUUAGUUCAUGAUAUUAUCAAAUGCAUGGACAAGGACAGUCAGGAUGUCCACCAAGAACUGGCCAAGCUGAAGGCAAAGAUUCAGGAGGCUCGGGAGCAGAUAUCCAACAUGCCCGGGAUAGACAGCAGUCCGCUGGAGCAGCAGCAGCAGCUAGACACUCUGCGGGAGCAGGUCCGCACCAAGAACCAACUGCUGCAGAAAUACAAAACUCUGUGCAUGUUUGACGUGCCAAAAGCGUCAUGAAAGGGAAGCGUGGGUUACUGCAAUGACUGGAAAAAGAUCACAGACAGUCGAGGUGCAUGAAGGAAUUUCUGUUUUCAUCCUCGCCCAUGUGGCAGACAAAUGUGAUUUCAGAAAUACGGGAUGGACGUUUGAAUGAACAAGGACUUAUUUUUCCUCAGUUGCAUCGCAUUGCAAGAUAUUUUUGAACGUCAGUCCUGCUUUUGUCAUUUUGUUUUUAGUAUUGCGAGAAUACAAAGUUAUUUAUGUAGCAUUUGUAUUAAAAGCAGUGUUUGAUUUUGUUAUCUUUUUAUGUUCUUAUUUUUCAAUUAAAUGCAUUGAUUAAGAACUGA